AAGUGGAGGAAGAAGAAAAAGAAGAAGAAGUAGGAGGCGUGUGACACUCGGCUAUCGUCGCUCUCGGCAGACUGAAAACAACCCAAGUGUGUGUGUUGGUGGUCAUUAAAACCGCAGCCGUGCCACGCCGCGCCCCCACCCCCAGCGGAGCCGUCAUGUGGCAAGAGGCCCGCAAACAUGAGCGCAAGCUCCGUGGCAUGAUGGUAGAUUACAAACGCCGAGGAGAGCGACGGCGAGAGUACUACGAGAAAAUCAAAAAAGAUCCAGCUCAGUUUCUCCAGGUUCAUGGCCGAGCCUACAAGAUUCAUCUGGAUCCAGCCGUGGCGCUGGCUGCAGAGAGCCCCAUCAACAUGAUGCCCUGGCUGGGAGAUGCAAACAACAUGAUUGAUAGGUUUGAUGUACGAGCUCAUCUAGACUACAUCCCCACCUACACUCCUCCCCUGCUCAGCACAUCAACCCCAGAGCAGGAAAUGGAGGAGAGAAAGUGCAAUUAUGAGCGAUACAGAGGGCUUGUGCAGAAUGACUUUGCAAACAUCUCUGAGGAGCAGUGUUUGUACCAGAUCUACCUGGAUGAGCUCUACGGUGGUUUGCAGAAACCAAAUGAGGACGAAAAGAAAAAACUGGCUGAAAAGAAGGCCUCCAUCGGUUACACCUACGAAGACAGCACGGUGACUGAGCCAGACCCCGAGUCCGACAAAGAUGAAGAAAAUUCAGAGAGCGAAUCUGAAGAGGAUGAAGGCAUCCCAGACAUUGAUGUGGAGGUGGAUGUUGAUGAGUUGAACGAAGAACAGGUGUUGGACGUGAACAAAAUGGCAACCCCGUACGGAAUGGCAGAAGGAGACUUUGUCAGGAUGUUGAGGAAAGACAAGGAGGAGGUGGAGGCCAUCAAACAUGCCAAAGCGCUGGAGGCGGAGAAGGCCAUGUACUCCGGUCGGCGUUCUCGCAGACAAAGGAGAGAGUUCAGAGAGAAGAGACUGAAGGGAAGACAGAUCAGCCCACCGAGCUAUGCAAGGAGAGACAGCCCAACUUACGAUCCCUAUAAACGACCAGAGAUGGAGUCGAGCUCUGAGUCUCGGUCGCGCUCUCGUUCUCCUGGUCCCGAGAAGAUCACCUUCAUCACCAGUUAUGGAGGCAGCGACGAUGAAGCAGUAGCCGCCGCAGCAGCAGCCGCUGCCGCUGCAGCCGCCACAGCCGCCGCCGCCGCCGUGGCAGCAGCAGCAGCAGCCACACAAACGAGCGCUCCUCACUCUGGACACGUCCCCUCCAACUCGCAACACCCUGCAGGUCAUAGCAGGGGCUCCCGGAGACGAAGGUCCUCCUCCAGUCGCUCCCCUUCCUCCUCCUCCAGCUCCUCAUCCCAGUCCACCUCUCGCUCUUCCUCCCGAUCGCGGCGAACCCGGCGCGGCCGCGGGGGGAGGGACGGCCGACGAUCCCGAACUCGUUCCCGGUCGAGGCGGCGUUCCACAUCUCACUCCCGGAGCAGAGGAGGGAACGGAGGGGCUGCUUCCUGGAGGAGACGAGACCGGACGCGGUCGAGGUCUGCUGACAGGGAGCGAGAGAGGGACCGGGACAGAGAGCGAGAGAGGGACCGAGACAGAGAGCGAGAGAGGGACCGAGACAGAGACAGGAGACGAUACUCUGCGCGAAGACGGACGAGGUCCCGUUCCAGCUCGCGGCAAGGGGGCAGUUUGAGGCGAGGGGGCCGGAGCAGCGGAGGCCACCGGAGGGGAGACAGCGGCAGUCGCAGUCCGUCUCACUCCCCCAGCCGCCUCAACCAAAGUCCCUCCCCUCCAAGUGGAGCCCUGCCUUCGACCAACACCGUCCGUGACAAGCUAAGAAAGCCUGAUACUCCGGGUGGUAAAGAGACGGGAGCUGCCAAACCCAAGAUGACCCCUCAGGAGCGGCUGAAGCUAAAAAUGCAGAAGGCGCUCAACAAGCAGUCCAAGGCGGAUAAAAGAGCCGCUCAGGUGAAGAUCCAGCAGCAGGAAAACAAGCGACAGGAGAGAGAAGGAGAGCUACGAGCCAUGGCACGCAAGAUACGCAUGAAGGAGCGGGAGAGACGAGAGAAAGAGAGGGAUGAAUGGGAGAGGCAGUACGGGCGACAGAGCCACUCGCCUUCGCCUUCUCCUUCCCCUUCCAAAUAUGGCCGAGAGCACAACUCACACAGAAGGAGGUCUCGUUCCCGGUCUCGUUCUCGGUCCCGUUCUCGUUCCCGGAGUCCACACUACCGACACUGAUCCCUGGAAAACAUCAUUACAAAACCUGGUCAUUAGCACACAUGCUGUCAAACAAGCAGCGUGUAACAAUAUGAAGUGAAUGUGGCACAAGUCUUUACCUGAAUACUAUGUCCUCUGGUAUGUGUCGACAGAAUUACUUUCAGACUGCGAGGCCUUUUAGUUUCAUCAUCUUCACAGUCAAAAAGGGUUUGAUCUGCCAUUUUUCCUGAUUGCUUCAUCUUCGGACUUCCAGUUUAUUAAAUGAGUUUCUGUUUUUUCUUCUGCAUGCUUUUUUUCUUUUUCGGGCAGAAAUAUUUGACUUUAUUCCAAUACUGGCUUUUUAAAUACCGGCUGAAUACUAAGCAAUAUCAAUUUUGUUUUUUUGGCCCCACGUUCGCCUCCAAGGUUCUCUAAACACUCAAAGACCGUUUCAGUUUUCAUGAGCUGAUGUAUAGGAUAUUUAUACACUGCAAUUUAAAACUUCUUUAUUAAAGAAAUUAAGUUAAUGUAUGAAUUCAAUCCAUCUACCCCUCUUUUUUUAUACUGUGUGCUCUGCCAACCGGUUAUCAGCAGCAAAUAUCUUUUUGUUUUCAAUAAUGUCGAAUGUCCAAUACAGAUGAAGAAAUAAAGCAGAAUUUGAAAUGA
Molecule: messenger RNA, 2861 nt
Organism: Pungitius pungitius (ninespine stickleback)
Lineage: Eukaryota; Metazoa; Chordata; Actinopteri; Perciformes; Gasterosteidae
Gene: clasrp
Product: CLK4-associating serine/arginine rich protein
Exons: 21
Coding region: 156-2237 (693 amino acids)
Source: RefSeq, a predicted model, not a curated record